AUGAAUAUGUUCACGUCCCUGGACUACCUGGACGCUUCUGCGAACUUCUUUGGCGCUCUGUACCAGAUUUCUCUGCUGCUAGAAUCCGCAAUGAACAGUCUGGGGGAUGCGCUCGGUCCAAGAGCUUCGUUGUGGGAGUCUUACUGCGACGUUGGACUUCUAGUGGGCUAUACAUACGACAAAAGCCGAGCUAGCAAGGAGAGAGUUUGGAGCUCUCUUCAAGCACCAGCCUCAACAGUUGCCAAAGACUUACUGUCAGACCCAACUGGUUUGAACAAGAUCACAGAUAUGAUGAAUAUGUUCACGUCCCUGGACUACCUGGACGCUUCUGCGAACUUCUUUGGCGCUCUGUACCAGAUUUCUCUGCUGCUAGAAUCCGCAAUGAACAGUCUGGAGUCUCUUUUCUGUGGCAAAGACUUCACAGCAGUUCCUUCGCAAUAUACAUCUUACUCCUACUACAAAACAGACACAACACUGGACGAAAAGUGUCGAGAAAUGUUGAAUACUUGGCGUCUAGCUGAAGGUGAAAGUUGGAUCAAAUACAACAAGCCUGUUCUGUUUGGUAAAAUAUAUUACGCGCCUAAAAACAAAGGAACGGAUGCAAUCAUGGAAGAAGUCCAACUGUUCUUUGACAAAAUAAAAGACAUUUCUGAUGAUAUUACGACAUUUCUGGACAAUUACGACCAAGUGAUAGCUACUGCCGAACAUUUUGUAAGUGUCGCCGAACCCUUUUCCGGUUUUCUAGUCAAAAAUGCGAAUCGAUACAACAUGCUAAGCAAUCAACCUAUCUCGAAUUGGAGAGUUAUAGCUAUAAGUACGAAAGUUCUCUUGGAGAAGUUGAAAAGCAUAGCUGCUUGUUUCGUGACUUCGAGAGUUGAAGGAUUCAAAAGUGAAUCAGAGAUGGUUGAGAAGGGAAAGAAAGAUCUGAGAGAAGGGAGAGUUUUGGGCGGUGUCGUCUUUAAAAAUGUGGAGAAUAAAAAGUUACCGAAAGUCGUCUCGUAUAAGUUAAGGUUCAGCUUGGAUCUCGUUUUUCCAACUUAUCUGUUUUACGAGUGGCCUUGGAAUUACACGCCUUCAGCAGACCCUGAGCGCAAUUUAAAGCAGUUGUCUUCGGGUCAAAUUUACUUGAUGGACUUAGUGGAAAAAGCGAUAAUAAAAGUGCAAUCAGGUUCGGAUUACAGAGAAGUCGGCUUAUUGGUGCAACAGUUUCCGACGCCAAUUUAUUUAGUGUGUUCAAGAACUGCAGAUUCGGUUAACUAUUUAUUCUUUAGUCUGAUCACAGCAAUAGUAGUGUCAUUAUUUAUAACAGUUUCCUUAUUUGUCUACUUCAUUGUCUACGAAAAAGAAUCAGGAAUUAAAUUUUAUUUGUGUUUUUACAAUGCCAAAACAGCAGUCCGUUGGCUUUCUUGGGCGAUUUCAGGGUUCCUUAUUUUGGGUAUUAUUAUAUUUGUACCUCUGAUUCUGACAUGCGUUCUCUUAUCGAAAACCGAUAUCGCCUUACUUAUUUUUGUCUUCGCAUCUUAUUUAUUGACCACUCUCGCUUUUACACUUUCAGUCUCGACUUGUUUCUACGAUUCAAAACUAGCGCUAGUAGCAGUUUGUUUCUUUUUCCUCUUUUCUUAUUUACCUUGUGUACCUCUAGCUAUGGGAUCUUGGGGGGGAGCCAUGAAAAUUGUGGCCUCUUUAUUGUUCCACAAUAUAACGAUGGGACUCAUUGUGUUCUAUUUUGUACUCUGGGAGUAUUAUGGAGUCGGGGGCCAAUGGGUGAAUCUUUUCAGGAGCCCACUUUUUCCAGACAUGUUCUCAAUUGGACAUGGAAUCCUUCUUCUCUACAUAAAUGCAAUACUGUAUAUAUUAGUUGGAAUGUAUCUGAACCAGGCAUUUCCAGGACCGCACUUUGUGGAACCUGGAUUCUUUUUCUCCUGUCGUAAAUUGCACAGAAAAUGUAAAAAGAAAAAAGACGACAAGAUUCGAGGAGCGGCAAAAAGUGUAGCAGGAACUAGAAUCCAAGAUCACCAGCCGGAUCCGAGUCGUCCGAUAGAACUCUUUGAUGUUCGGAUUGAGUACCCGAGUAAUACGAAAAAGGAACCGAAUCUAUCUUACCUGUUCAAUUUUCAUUGCUACAGUCGUCAAGUAACAAGCGUCUUGGGCACCCCGAGAACUUGGAAAUCGAGUGCUUUGUUGGCAGUUUGUGGCCUAAUUGAGCCCAAAACGGGAUCUGUGUAUUUUAAGGGUGAGAUAAUGGAGCCAAAAAUAAUAUCACGAAAAGUCGGUUUCACCCCUCAGUUUUUACCGCUGUUUGACAAUUUGACAGUAAGACGAAAUUUAUGGUUUUAUGGAGCGCUUCAAGAUAUGGACCCAGUUGUAGUACGUCAAGCUAGUGAAGAUCAUUUAAAACGCCUGAAAAUAUCAAAACACCUUGAAUCCUGGCUGUCAAAUUUAACGUAUGAUGACAAACGAAAAGUUGCGCUGAUUUUGUCCGUUUUGAGUGAUCCUGAAAUCAUAGUUAUAGAUGAGCCUUCAAGAAAUGUUACACUGAAAAGUGAACGAGAAAUUUUGUCGUUUCUGUUUUCGCUCGAGAAAAAAUCAAUGUUGAUAGCCACGAGUAAUUGCAACGAGGCAGCUUUACUGAGCUACAAAAUCGUGGUCGUUUCGGCGAGUGGAAUGAAUUGUAUAGGGAGUCCGCCUUUUAUCAGGAAGAUUUUGAACUCGGAUCCUGUAAUAAUUUUGUAUCGAAAGUACCCACCAAAUGUCAGAAUAGCAAAUGAGCAUUAUCUCAGAGGAAUCGAUCGUUUCAUGGCCGAAAACUUCAAAGAUUCGAAAAUGGUGCGAGACGAAGAUAUGGAAAUUGUAUACAGGUUGUCGAAAGCUUCAGCGCACGGAAGAGAUCUCGCUUAUUUGCUAGACCGUUUGACGAAAAACAGAGAAACUUUGCUCCUAACUGAAUUUGUGUUACUCAAUUCUUGUUCGCCAAACUUGGUGGAUCUAAACGCGAAACCGGAUAAUAGAGAAAUGAACAGAACUUUCGACAUGGCGGAUGUAGACAAGGCAAAUACUCCUGAUAUGAAAACGGCAAAACUUCAUUUAGUGCAAUUUGCAGCAGUUUUCUUGAAGAAUCUUUACUCGACUUUGUCUAUUGGUGCGUUAGUAGUUCUGCUAAUUGUACCGAUAUGCUUAAUGAUCACAGGAGUUCUUUUGUUUCGAUUUACGACAGAAGGCGAAUGGGCAGAAGAUCAUGAAUUGGAAUUAUACCCCUGGCAGUAUAGAGACGACAAUUUAGUUCUGUUCGCAAAAAAUAUCCAAGAUUUACAGGGUUUUAUGGGGAAGGUAGCGAAAGGAAUCACAGACAAGCCGUAUUUUUCAACUGCAUGUGUAAGUGGUAUAAAAUCAGAUGCGUCUAAUUUUUGUGACGAAACGGAUGAAGACUCAAAGUUUUCAAGACGCAGGCGUGAAUUUGUAAUGUGUGAAAAGUUUUCAACGUUCCUUUCAAAAAUUAAACUAUCAAUUGGGCGUGAUGAAAAUGAGCAUCCAAUGAGUAAAUUUGCAUCGCGUCAAAAACGAGGCGUUGACUUGAUUUGUUCAAUAGCUGAUGGGCCACCGCCCAAGUGCAAAGAGCCGAAAAAUAAACCGACCGAAAAAGAGCUAAGCACAGGUGAUACGUUGUUGAAUAUGGGUAAAUACGAUAUCGCAGACUUUGUGUUGAGGUCUCGAAUGGAUUUGCGAUUCGAAAUGAUGUUCGGUUUUGUAUUGGACGAUUCUUUCUCGAAUCCAUACAAAGAUUACGAUAUUAAAAGUUCGAGAAAAGCUCACGAAGCUGUGCAAAAGUUUUUAUUAACUUCGCCCUAUUUGAACAAGACAGCUUCAGGCUGGUCAAGUGAUUUUAUGAACCACUCGAACCAUUAUCAGUACUUCACUGAAGAUACAGUUACCAUUUGGUGGGAAAACAAAGCCUUUCAAAUUCUUCCAAUUGCUGUAAAUAGUAUCAAUAAUGUCAUUUUGCGAGCUAUUAAGGAAGUCUCAUCUGAUAAAGCUGCGAACCAAUAUGGAAUCAUAGCUAGUUUGCAUUCAUGGAUUCCUUAUUAUUACGAAGAUGAACGAUUCGUAUACGAAUACUUUUCGAUUCUAGUGUUAAUAUCAUUCAUAGCUUUUGUGUUCAGUCUAGUGCCGAGUUAUUUUCUCUACCUGCUGGUUUGCGAAAACGUAACGGGAUCCAAACAUUUACAGUUUAUAAGUGGGUUAAACAUGUUCGUAUACUGGUUCAGUACUUAUUUAUUUCAUUAUGUUGCCUUUUUGAUCCCUGCAAUCAUUUGCAUAGUCGGUUUAGCUAUUGUCUCGAAGGUCACCUUUUUACCCGCUGCGUUGCUACUUCUAUUUAUGUUUGGAUUCGCUAUUUUUCCUGCCGUUUAUAUAUUUACUCCUUUGUUUGUUCGACCUGGAAUCGCAAUGACAAUUACGUGUGCUAUCUUCUACGUCGAAGGGGUUUGUCUAACGGGGUUGUCAAUGUUUCUAGACGCCAACGCCCCUGAUUGGGCUCAGUACAUAAAACCAAUCUUUAUGAUGACUCCUAUGUAUUGUCUCUGUGGAGGUUUGCUUGAAAUUUAUUACGUGCAGUUCAAACAAGUUCGUUACGAUGAAGAUGUUUCAAUGUUGGCCAUGGGAGGCAUUGGACUCUUUGUUCUGUUUCUGCUAAUUGAUGCAGUAGUCUAUUCGGCUAUAGUGGUGAUAAUUGAGUACGUGCCGAAGCUGAAAAGACAACGUGAAAAUCGAAGUGUAGCGAGUGCCAUGAAAUUUGGAGUCAGAGAUAUUUUUGAUGAUUCGAUUCAAGAAGAGAAAACUUUCAACAUAAACGUAGUGGAUGUUAAAAAAAUGAGCAAAGCGUACACUGAACCAAAAAGGAAGUGUAUUAAGGGAAAGUGCAUAAAGCAGGAACAGACCAAUUUUACGAUUCGUGACAUCACAUUCUCGAUUCCUCCGUGGACAUGUUUAGGUCUCUACGGAGACUCCGAUUCCGGGAAAAGUACAAUUGCGCAUAUUUUAAGCGGAAAAACUAAUGUAACAAGUGGGAAAGUUUUGAUUACAGGCAAGGAUUUUAUAAAGUUCUACAGACAAAAUGCAAACCGAAAGAUGGUCGGUUUCUGCGCUGAGGACAACGAAGGUUUGCACCCUGAUUUGACAGUUAGACAGGAAUUAGUGUUCUAUGGAAGGAUUAGAGGCAUCACUUCGAAACACAUCAAGAAAAUGUUGAACUGGAUUCUAAUUGCGCUGGACCUCAAAGUGGUUGAAAAGCAAACUAUUUGGCGAUUGGGGAGAGAUGAACAGAGAAAAGUUUCAGUUGCGAUCGCACUCAUAGGAAACUCUAAGAUUCUCAUCAUUGACGAACCCUUUUCAGACAUCUCGCCCAAGGCCGCAAAAUUGAUCAAAAAUGCGCUGCAGGAUCAAAUUAAAUCAGCAAAAGCUUUAAUGAUAACAUCUCGAGUCAUGGAAAAUAUCGGGAAUAGUGAGUCCAAACCUUUAAUUGAUUCUUUUAUGGUUUUGGCGAACAAAGGCGUUAGGUUCAGAGGGAACCGACAGCAUAUGCUACAGUUGGAAGGAAGCUUCUUUCUCGUUACGCUUUUUCUCGAAAAUGAACCAAAUGCCACUGUGAAAGUUCUCGAAGCGUUUGAAAAGUUGUUUCCCGAUUCGAAACUGUUAGAACUUUAUCCGAAGUAUUUAGUGUUUAAACUUGAGAAGACUGAUGAAUUUGAAUUCAUCAAAAUAUUCGAAAAUCUGGAUUUGGCGAAGAGACGGAAGAGAAACAAAAAUGAAGUGUUCUCGGCGGUAAAAGAUUUCUAUAUUUCGGAUCCGACGGUCGCAGAUCUGGCAAAGUAUGCUUUAGUUGCUCCGUAUCGACACGACGAAGAAUUUGAAGCAGAGAUUCCCAAAAAUGAUGAAAGUUUUGAUCAGACGGGUGAGGUUAAUGCGAAUACAAGCAAUGAUUUGAAUUUUUCUGGUUCUAAAAAAGGAAACAUUGGACCAAAAACGAACGAAACUAUGCCAAAGGAGACUAAAGAAAACUCGAAAAAAGAAAAAGGCGAUUAUGAAAAGAAGGACACCCAUAAAAACAAUGAAGAGGAUGUGGAAAAGGAAAAGGAUAUGGGAAAAAGUGACGAACCUGAGAAAGAUAAGCUCAGAUUGACUGAAAUUGUGGUGGAUUCGAAUGGCUCACAAGAGAAUCAGAACAAUUUGCUGACCGAGAAGUCCAAAACAGUGCCAGAUGAAACUUCCAUCGAUAUCGGCGAUGACGAGGUACCUGUGGUUACUGGGAAUCCAAUUUAUCCAGAAGAAAGGGAGGAAGUUAUUCCUAAGAAGAAAAGCGAAUUGGAAGUGCCUGGACCAGCAGAUAAGGCCUCGAGUAAACGAUCCUCUGCGAAACGCAGAGUAAAAAGAAGUAAUCACAGAUCAAACCAGAGCAGAAAAACUAAUUCAGAUUCAAGAGCCGACAGGUCGUUGCAACGAAGAAGCAGCAGAGAAAGAGAGCGAAGUGUUGAAGCGGCGAAAUCACGAGACCGAAAAGGAGGAGCGAAAGAGAGGCUAGAGCUAGACAGAAAUGAAGACACGAAAAGUAGAGUGUCGAGUAAUUUAUCCAACAGAAGUGGGCGAGUUAGAAUUAGGAGAACCACUGAGAAGAAAAACACACAGAAGAAAGAUAGCUUAGACGUGAAUAAACAUAACGACACGAGAAGCAGCAGAGCCGAUACAGCUAGCCAUAUGUCGGCUGAUAAUGUUAAGUCAGAAGCGCCUACUUCGGUCAAACCCGAGAAGCGAAGUAUUAGCACAGUCGGAAAUCGCAAGUCGAGUUUUGCGGUAAGUGCCUCGGUCGAGAACAACAAGUCCGCAACUCCAGCCGGAAACUCGAACCAGAAUCGGAGAAGUUCAUCUGUCGGACUGGAACCAGUGCAGGAGAAGACAACGAAACGGAAAACCAGGUCAAGGGUCGACUCAAGAUAACAGAGUUAUUGAUUAUAGUAUGAGUUAUAGCAAUCUUAAUUGAUUUGUUUCAUAUUCUGCAAACAUGGUGCUUACAGAAGAUUGUAAAGAUUGUACUUGUUCAGGGUUUUCAUAUUUAUAAUUCAUGUUUCGAACUAAAUCAGUGUUUUCUUAUAUUUCAAAAUAAAUAUUGAUAACAAAUUGUUGAAAAAUUUUACAUUCCAGCAAUAUCGAAAUAUGUU
Molecule: messenger RNA, 7208 nt
Organism: Symsagittifera roscoffensis
Lineage: Eukaryota; Metazoa; Xenacoelomorpha; Acoela; Convolutidae
Product: phospholipid-transporting ATPase ABCA1-like
Exons: 7
Coding region: 1-6987 (2328 amino acids)
Biological process (GO): lipid transport; transmembrane transport
Cellular component (GO): membrane; intracellular membrane-bounded organelle
Molecular function (GO): ATP hydrolysis activity; ATP binding; lipid carrier activity
Source: RefSeq, a predicted model, not a curated record